AUGAACGAAGACUCACUCAUCCAAGUCGACGGCAUACUGGUCAACGAUUUCCUUCGCGAGGAAAACGUGCGCGCGGCGAUGCACUACGAACCUGGAGAAGAUGACGUGUUCAUUGCCAGCUAUCCGAAGUGCGGUACAACCUGGACCCAGUACAUCGUGUGCAACAUCUUCACACGAGGCAACGCUCCCAACAACGUGACCGAUUUCCUGCUGCAGGCGCCGUACUUUGAUUUCAUGGGCGCCGACGCUCCGAAGAAGAUGCCGAAGCCCGGAGCUCUGAUGACGCACUUGCCGUUUAACAUGCGCCGCCACUCUAACAAGGCCAGAAACCCGUACGACUGUGCCGUCUCGUACUACCAUUACCUUCUUGGACACACACCCAAGACCUGCACUGACGUUUCGUUCGAGACAUUCGUGAAGGCAUUCAUCGCUGGACGCGUGCCCUACGGAGACUACUUCGACCACCUCCUCUCGUGGUAUGAGCACCGGCACGAUCCCAACGUCCUCUUCUUCACGUACGAAGACCUGAAGAAGGACACGUCGUCGUGGGUGUUGAAGAUGGCCGACUUUCUCGGCAAGCAAGAAUACGGAGACGUGCUGCGAGCUGACCCCAAGCUCUUCCAAAGAAUCCUGGAUUCCUGCAGCCUGGGAAACAUGCGGCAAGUGUUCGACUGCAGAUGCGACAGCUUCGUCAACGCGUUGCUGGAGCUUCCUGAGGAGAAGAGGCUCGAGUCCAUGGAGAUCUACAGGAAGAAAGGCGCUGCCAAACGUGAGUCCCACGAGGGUUCGGGCCGCGUACGUAAGGGCAAGAUUGGCGACUGGAAGAACCAUUUCACGACGCCCGAGCUCUUGGAUGCGAUGAAGGGCUGGAUCAAUGAGAAAACCAAGGGCACAGACGUGAUGCGGCUUUGGGAAGACCUGAACCUACCUUGA
Messenger RNA from Rhipicephalus sanguineus (brown dog tick), 933 nucleotides. Its product is annotated as sulfotransferase 1E1. Gene Ontology annotation, molecular function: sulfotransferase activity. Gene Ontology annotation, biological process: sulfation. The record is from RefSeq and is a predicted model, not a curated record. The coding region runs from base 1 to 933 and encodes 310 amino acids. Lineage: Eukaryota; Metazoa; Arthropoda; Arachnida; Ixodida; Ixodidae. The transcript has 2 exons. Gene Ontology annotation, cellular component: cytoplasm.